Molecule: messenger RNA, 987 nt
Organism: Sugiyamaella lignohabitans
Lineage: Eukaryota; Fungi; Ascomycota; Dipodascomycetes; Dipodascales; Trichomonascaceae
Gene: SAY1
Product: Say1p
Exons: 1
Coding region: 1-987 (328 amino acids)
Molecular function (GO): hydrolase activity
Source: RefSeq, a predicted model, not a curated record
AUGUACUGCUGUACUAUCAGAAUGGCUAACUCUUUAUUAACAUUGAAUAAUUUUAGACUACUGUUCACACCUGUUAUUGAGCCCAACAAGUUGCUGAAGUCACUCGAAUCCAGGGCUAAGGGAUUGAACAAUUAUAAUACCCAAUUCCAUGGAACAAAGGCCCAUUGGGUAGUUGAAGCACAAAAUAGAACGCCUGGUGACCCAGUCUUUGUUUAUUUCCACGGUGGGGGCUACUGCUUACCCCUGUUAGACACGCACAUUAAAUUUUUGAUACAGCUCUACAAGACGUUGAACGACUCAAGAUUCUCGAUCUUGGUGGUUGAUUAUAGUUUGGCGCCUGAGAAACCAUAUCCUACUCAACUUAUAGAGGCUGCUACGGUCUACCAGGAGCUGGUGGACAAGGAUCAUGCAAGAAAGAUAAUUCUUUCCGGUGAUUCUGCUGGUGGUAAUCUUGCUGUAGUCCUCAGUGCUCACCUGAAGCAUCAUCACCCAGAAGCACCACUACCGGAGACCUAUGUGCAGCCUUUUGCCGAAGUCUUGAUUUCACCAUGGAUCAAGAUCUUUCCUGAGCUAGAGGGAUCUUAUUUGGAAAACAGCGACGCUGAUAUCCUAGGCUUGGGAGCGAGAGAGUGGGCUAACGCGUACAUUAGCAAUGACGAGAAGUUGCUUGAAGUUCCCUGGGUAAGUCCAUUGGAUUCCAAGCCUGAAUUCUGGGAAGGCGUUUUUCCUAAAAAUACUCUCAUCACCUGUGGAGAGAAUGAAGUAAUGAAAGAUGAUGUGCUUAGAUUCAAACAGUUGGUCAAGAUUCCAAGACUUCACUAUGAACUCGAUGGUAGUCACAACUCAUUAUUCCUCGAUAGAAAUUUAAAGAAUCAUGCACUUUUAUUAGAGAUUGUUCAUUAUAUUCGGGAAAUAUUAGGAACGGGUCCUCCACAGAGUGUAUUGGCUGCCAAGGAGUCUCACAAUGCUCAUGCUACCAAGUUAUAA